GGGACAUGUGGGGGCAUGGUACCUUUACUCCUGACUUCCAGACACACACCAGCACACAGGCUGAUUAAAAACAGUAGGAGUGCCAACAUGAGGGAGCAAUCUUUUGGAGAGGAAUGUACUCAGGAGGUGGAGUCACCAAGGAAAUCUCCUAUGAGGAUUUGAAAGCUCUUGUGGGAAAGAGCCAGAAUCUGUUUCUGGUUGAUGUCCGCACAAAAGAUGAAGUGGAUAAAGGACGUAUUCCAGGAUCUGUUCAUAUCCCAGUUGAUACAGUAGAGGCUGCUUUCAAAAUGGAGCCAGAAGACUUCAAGGCCAAAUAUGGAGUAACAAAGCCACCGUUGGAUGCGCCAGAGCUGGUGUUUCACUGCCAGGUUGGAAGAAGAGGGGGAGUGGCCACGAGCAAGGCAAACGAACUCGGCUAUGUGAAUGCACGUAAUUAUGCCGGAGCAUACAGGGAGUGGAGUGAGAAAGAGGGAAAGUGAUUUGUGUUGAACACAAAGACUCACAUAUAUUUAUACAAAUAACAACUGUGAAAGCUGGACAGACCAAAUAGAGAAACGGUUUUGUGUUUGUGUUUAUCUUUUGACACUGUUUUGUUUUCAUAUGCUGCAUUGUUUGUGUUUACAUUACAUAAAUCAAUACAAAUAAAUACAUCAUGGUAUCUAA
Messenger RNA from Larimichthys crocea (large yellow croaker), 663 nucleotides. It is a transcript of the gene tstd1, whose product is annotated as thiosulfate sulfurtransferase like domain containing 1. The coding region runs from base 114 to 479 and encodes 121 amino acids. The transcript has 4 exons. The record is from RefSeq and is a predicted model, not a curated record. Lineage: Eukaryota; Metazoa; Chordata; Actinopteri; Sciaenidae. Gene Ontology annotation, molecular function: thiosulfate-thiol sulfurtransferase activity. Gene Ontology annotation, cellular component: cytoplasm.